UAGAUAUAUCAAAACCCCCUUUCCCAUUCUAUCUACAACAAACCAAGAACUUCACCCACCACAUAAUAAUCUAAACGCUUCAUAGAGACGAAAAGUUCUUUGCUACCGAAUCUCUCCAAACUUUUCCGUUUUCUCUUUCGAUUUUCUCAUCUCAGUAAAUGAGUUAUCCACGUUCCCGACCUUUCUCCCUGUUUGGAAAUCCUUUCCGGAUGAAGUCGCAUAAAGGUUCUCUCACAUCUCCUAAGUUACAUGAAGUACUACAAGGUUUUGAGGCAACAUUAGCCGAGAGGCUAAGGAAACUUAUGCCCAAAAGCAAGGAUGAAAUCCUCAGCUUGUCUUGGAUGACUUCGGCUAUGAAUUCACUUUGUGAAUCCCAUAAUGACAUACGUACCCUUAUAAUAGAACUUGACCUGCCUGUGAGUGUUUGGGAUGACAAAUGGGUUGAUGUCUACUUUGACAUAAGUACAAAGUUACUAGACAUUUGCAACGCAUUUAGUUCCGAGCUUUCACGUCUGAAUCAAGGCAAUCUCCCGCUUAAGUGUGCCCUGCACAUUUUAGAACCAGCCUCAGCAAAGUCGUUUCCUCGGGCAUGUUCUUUGCUCGAUGAUUGGAGGAAUCACAUUAAUGCUAAGAACCCUAGAAUUCAGAAAUGUAGCACCAUUUUAGAUGGUCUUGUGGGAUCACUUGAUCUUCCUAAGGUUAAAAACUCUGCCAAAGGUAAGGUCUUGAUGCAAGCUAUGUAUGGAGUCAAGGUGGAGACUGUAUUUGUUUGCAGCGUAUUUUCGGCUGCAUUCUCUGGCUCUUCAAAGAAGUUGUUAGACUUGGAUGUGCCCGACAUGCAUUCAUGGGCUCCGGCUUUCAAAAGUUUGCAGAAUCUUGUAAAUGAGGAAAUUAGAGUUAGGUUUUCCAGUGGGAAAUUUUCUGUGUUGAACGAGAUGGAAGCGGUUGAUGCUGUUGUGCAGGAGUUAUAUCCAUCCAUCCAAGGCGGUGUAAAUACUGAAGGCAAAGUUGAGCAAGAAUCACAUCUGAAGACUGUUGAGGAACUAGGCGCGGCUGCAGAGAAGCUUUCCCAAGGAAUGGAUCUUCUUGCAAAGGGAGUUGAUGGUUUCUUCCAAGCAGUUUUGACUAGCCGUGAUACUUUGCUAUCAUCUCUGAGGUUUGACAAAACUGUAAAUGAUCGGGUCGUUGGUGGCCGUAACAUAGGUCAGCAAGUAGUCUACUGAUUAUACAAUAGUCUAACUAUAUGGUAGAUGUUGAUGUGUUGUGGGGUUUUCUGUUUGUAUUCAUAGUAUUUGGUUUGUUAUGUUUUAAGGGUAGGUUGGGUGGUAGAUUUUCUGGUUUUAGCAUGGUUGAGCGUAAAUGUAUAUGUGUGAGUGUGUUCUAUGUGAUAUCGAACAAUAUAAAAUAUAUGAAAGUUUUAUUAUGCCUAA
Molecule: messenger RNA, 1430 nt
Organism: Vicia villosa (hairy vetch)
Lineage: Eukaryota; Viridiplantae; Streptophyta; Magnoliopsida; Fabales; Fabaceae
Product: protein BPS1, chloroplastic-like
Exons: 2
Coding region: 159-1223 (354 amino acids)
Source: RefSeq, a predicted model, not a curated record